Molecule: messenger RNA, 1358 nt
Organism: Gadus morhua (Atlantic cod)
Lineage: Eukaryota; Metazoa; Chordata; Actinopteri; Gadiformes; Gadidae
Product: histone H2A-like
Exons: 1
Coding region: 337-783 (148 amino acids)
Cellular component (GO): nucleosome
Molecular function (GO): DNA binding; protein heterodimerization activity; structural constituent of chromatin
Source: RefSeq, a predicted model, not a curated record
UGUUAGGAUGUCAUCAAAGUACAGAAUGUUUCAAUGCUAAAUUAACUUUAUAUAGAAGCGUGAAAGAUUUUUUUGUACUAUACAUCAAAAUACAGUUGGCUAUUCGGAUUUCUGAUAUUAACAAAGAGCAGGUUUUAGUUAUAAUAGUACAUUAAUAUGUAGUUUUUGAUCAGUUUUCUUAUUAAAUAUUGGGCCUCUGAAUUAAAGCCUCUCACCAAUAAUGUAAAUCCUCUAAUGCUGCCACCUGCUGGCCAUUUUUCGGUAGACCUAAAAUGUUCUCGCACGUGAUUGGUCCAUUUAUUUCAAAUUUACAAUGGCCAAUGAGCAGAGACCUGAAUGGUAGAUAAAAGCGGGACGCGGGUACGUCCGGUACUUGUGCUUUAUUUGAAACAAGUAAUAAUGUCAGGAAGAGGCAAAACCGGUGGCAAAGCCAGGGCUAAGGCCAAGACCCGCUCGUCCCGCGCUGGGCUCCAGUUCCCCGUCGGCCGUGUUCACAGACUUCUCCGCAAAGGCAAUUAUGCUCAUCGCGUCGGUGCCGGUGCUCCCGUCUAUCUGGCUGCUGUGCUCGAGUAUCUGACCGCUGAGAUCCUGGAGUUGGCUGGAAACGCUGCUCGUGACAACAAGAAGACCCGCAUCAUCCCCCGCCAUCUGCAGCUGGCCGUCCGCAACGACGAGGAGCUCAACAAACUCCUUGGUGGAGUGACCAUCGCUCAGGGCGGUGUGUUGCCAAACAUCCAGGCCGUCCUUCUGCCCAAGAAGACGGAGAAACCCGCUAAGAAGUAAAUUCUAUAAGAAUUGUAAACCAAAAGGCUCUUUUAAGAGCCACGCAUAUUCUUUCUUAAGAGCUUUAUUUCUUGAACCAAACGGGUAUGCUAUAAUGAACUUAUUGGCACCCACAUACCGGAACGGUGUCGGUUUAACUCGGCCUACUUGUUAUGUAGGCCUGUAGACGUUCCUUGCUGACUCUAUGAACGUCAGCAAUAUUGACACGUUCUGAUCGAGUUUUUGAAUGGAUUUCAAGAGGUCAGAUUAGCUUAAAGUUGUUCCAUUGACUCGCACUUUCCCUCCAUUUUAUUCUCUUCGUAGGAUGCAUUUUGGAGGGGAGUUGGACUUAAAACAUCCUUAGUAGGCUUAUGUACUGUUUAAGUUCAAGUUUUAAACAAUUUGGUCUCGUAAGAUAUACGUUCUUGUCCUGUUUGCUCGGCACAGAAAAUUCUAUGUACUCAUCAACCUAGGCAAUGCCCUCAUAUUCUAUUGUGCCCUCUUAAUAAUGCUGGGUAAAGACUGAAACAAAGCAUGUAACCAGUGGCGACUGGUCAUUGGGGGCACGUGGGGCUCGGCCCCACCUACUCGCACAA